Molecule: messenger RNA, 171 nt
Organism: Haemonchus placei
Lineage: Eukaryota; Metazoa; Nematoda; Chromadorea; Rhabditida; Trichostrongylidae
Source: the annotation of a GenBank genome assembly
AUGGACGACGACGAACUUAUCCAGAGUUUUAACGAUUUUUUGACCGACAGUGACGAGGAGUCGGAAGAGUCUGCAGUUGAUUACGGUGUUGUGCUCUUUGUCAAUGAUGGUGUAGAAGAAUCGGAUGACGACGCACCAGAACUUUGCCAAAAGGAAUCGGGUGUACGUUAA